Dicrocoelium dendriticum is the source of this 1111-nucleotide messenger RNA. The record is from the annotation of a GenBank genome assembly. NCBI's taxonomy places the organism in Eukaryota, Metazoa, Platyhelminthes, Trematoda, Plagiorchiida, Dicrocoeliidae.
AUGCAAACCAUGGGCGAAUUCGCAAACCGGCAAUCAGUUCACUUGGAACCUGGAACUGCCGUUUUAGGCUCUCCAUUCGGACUGGCCAUUUUUAUUAUCGGCAUCGUCAUUCUUGGGCUGUGCGUACUGGGAUUAUUCGGCGCCUGUUGCAACAGUCACAUACUUUUGAUAGUGUAUGCAAUACUGCAUGGAAUUCUGCUAAUCGCUGAAAUCAUCGUCGUCAUUAUCUACGCCGCAAAGCCGAAUAUAUUGACGGACCCGUUGAAGGGGACCAUUGACACCAUGACAGCAAAUUACGUCUCUGUCAAUUCCACUGAUACAGAUAGCAUGGUAAUGAAAGCUCUUAUGUUUGCGCUCCAAUGUUGCGGUUCCAACGAUGGCGGCGACUUUAAAAACUCUACGAAGUUUAAGCGAACUCAAGUUUACGAUAAAACUACCUACACACUGAUGUAUCCAGUACCUUGCUGCAAAUUUGAUCAAAGCAACCAGCCAGUUGGCAGUUGUCCUGGUACAUUCGACUCGGUCAACAGCAACAUAAGACAAGGUUGUUGGAAAGUUCUGAAGGGUUACAUCGAUCGGUACGGGAUGAUGGCGGUCUAUGUUAGUAUCGGUGUGAUUCUUUUGCAGGUAAUACUCGAAGCUGCUUCUAUUGUGAUGGUAUGCUCAAAGUGAGGCGACUCACUGCAACUGGCUACAUUUAACCUCAAACAUAUCCGCUGUGACCGAACCAUUUGGAUUGAAUGAAACCCUCACCGAUUUCUGUAGAAGAUACUGCACUAUUUUGCUCCCUGGUUUCUUCUCCAGUGGAAUCUUUUAAAUGUUUCAUAGAAACCAACAUCUGCCGAUACUUCAAACCCAUUGCAUUCCAUCUUAUUUCUUGAAAAACCGUUAACGUUUGUCCCAGUAUCCUCUUUUACGGACAUGGAUGUCAGUGGUGUGCACGUCAGAUAGAUUGAAUCUUUCCCUACGCAUUAGGUUGUAUGGAUUUUACUGCAUCUCUCACUGUGUUUGGCUGGAUUCCUGUCCAUUCCGAUUCCCGUAUUAUAAACUGAAGAAAAAUAACAAACUCCUCCAGUUUUCUCGGUUGCGGAAUACAGAUGCACUUUGGUCG